Messenger RNA from Oncorhynchus tshawytscha (Chinook salmon), 4978 nucleotides. RefSeq names its product gap junction alpha-5 protein. The transcript has 2 exons. Bases 1958 to 3136 code for a protein of 392 amino acids. The record is from RefSeq and is a predicted model, not a curated record. Gene Ontology annotation, cellular component: connexin complex. Gene Ontology annotation, biological process: cell communication. Lineage: Eukaryota; Metazoa; Chordata; Actinopteri; Salmoniformes; Salmonidae.
UACAAUACAGACCACAGACUCUCUCCAUGCCGACGCAGCCUAUUGGCUCAUCUGCCUACCUGCUCUGUAACGUCCCCUGUGCUCUGAUCAAUGUCAAAGAGACGUAGCUGAGUGAUGUGCAAUACCCAGUGUGCUCAGUGUUACAUACCUCAUAGCCCAUUACUCGGAGACAGAUAUUAUAAACCAAUACGACAGCUAUGACAGUGUACAGAUGAUCCAUGGUGCUACCAGUGUAUUACAGUAAAUCCCUAUUUAUUACUGGGCAUCUAGGAAUGGAACAAUCUCAGAUGUGACGGCAAAGAUGGGAAGAUACCAGGUGGUGCUAUGUAUACAUCAGGACAAAUGACUGGAACUUCUCUUUUGACUAGUAAUAACACAUAUGUAAAACUUGUAAUUUUUGUUAACAUAUUUUUCAAUGCAGUGCAUCCCUCCCCAUUGUAUUUAAACAAAACUGUCUUACCUUCAGUCAACCACUUUCUAAAAAACAAUAACUCCUCUCAUCCAGCUCCACCACUCCUCCUUUUCCAUUCAUAUCAAAUUAGCUCUCUUCUCAACUACGAGUUAUUAAGAGGGAGGUUUCCUUUUCAGUGGCUUGUCUUUAGGAAAUCAUAUUGUUUUGGAUUGCUUCCUCUGAGAAUAAGAACAGGAAGUAAAGUAAAGGAGGGAGACACUGAGACCGCUCAGGCCUACUCCAACCGAUUGAGAUAUCCGCUCUGUCCCUGUUUCUCAGUGUAGCUAAGAUUCCGUUCCCACCACUCUACUGCCGGUGUGUAUGUGUGUUUGUCCAGAUAGACUGACAGACUAAUAAUUGCUCCAGUGACAGGUCUGUGCCCCCGGUGCCCGUGCUUCUACCUCUCACCCCUCUUACCCUCCUCUGACUGACCAUGCCAACUCUGUCUGGGAACAAAAAAAAAGUAAAAUAAAGUCUGAGAAAUAAACAUAGUCAGAAAUAUCAAGAGUGACUCUUAGGGGUGCGGGUCUAAAGCUUACUGGAAUGCUCAAGACACAGAAUGAAGAACAAUAACAAAAGACAACCUCACCACUUUGAGCAAACUUUGUCUGAACAUACCAUAACUUACUUCAACUAACUAAGCACAACAUUAGUCUAUAGGAGUCUAUGUAUACUUCUGACUUCAUCAUGGUCCUAAUAAUGUAGCUAAUGUUGACCAGCAAGGCUAGACAGCCUGUAGGUUGCGUUGUAAACUUGUGAGGAAACCCGUUGUCAGUCCAGCCUGGUAGCAACAUGACUGUUUUAACCUACCUCCUACCUCCUGCUAUUGUUAAGGCCAGGCUCUCACUCCCUUCCUCUUGUCUAGGCUGGCUACACCUCUGUUUUUUGUGGCUUGCUGUACACACAUUAUCUAAUGCCAAGAAAGCAUUAUAGCUAGCCAAAGCUGUGUGUUGAUUUGAUAGUUGGAUAUUGAGAGUUUUUUUAAAGACCCUGUGGCGAAUUCAAUUACUUUGCAAGCAUUUAGGGAGCAUGGAAUUGAAGGGUUAUAGCUUAGCUAACUCUCCUACAUAUCAGUUCUGAGCUCAAGGCAUGGAUGGACACCGCUAACAGUACCCCUCUCCUGUUCUCAUAGUGGUGCUUUUUCCAGUGUUCCAGUCUCAUUGAACCUCUCCCCUCCCCUCCCCCCUCCUCACCUCACCCCUCUCCCCUCCCUGAAACGCAAUCCGCCUGGGGGGAUAAGAGCACUGACUCUGCUUGGAGCACCACCCGGUUUCCAUCCUGCUGCCAUUAACCAGGGAGAGAGAACUGCAAAACGUCUCAUGGUCAUGGUCACUUCACAGGGAGGGUGAGAGAGGCAGAUAAGAUGGAGCCAGUGUCCUACUCAACGUACAGUCUUAAUCAUGUUUGAAGAGAAUUUCAACUAACAUUUCAAACCAGCUUUAUGGAUAACUAUCAAUGGGAUAUGACACACACGGUGUGCCAGUGACCUGUGACGAGUGAAUCAUCAUGGGGGACUGGAGUCUUCUGGGGAACUUCCUAGAGGAAGUUCAGGAACAUUCCACGUCGGUGGGGAAGGUGUGGCUCACCGUCCUCUUCAUCUUCAGGAUCCUGGUGCUGGGCACAGCCGCUGAGUCCUCAUGGGGAGACGAACAGAGUGACUUCCUGUGCGACACCCAGCAGCCUGGUUGUACCAACGUCUGUUAUGACCGGGCGUUUCCUAUCGCACACAUCCGCUACUGGGUCCUACAGAUCGUCUUCGUGUCCACACCAUCACUGAUCUACAUGGGCCAUGCCAUGCACAUAGUGCGGAGGGAUGAGAAACGAAAAAGGAGGGAGCAGGAGAAGACAGAGGGGAUGGAGGAGGAGGAGGAGAGGGGAGAGGGGGGGAGCGUAUCGGGGGAGAAGGUGUAUCUCCAGCAGAGGGAUUGUGGGAAGGUGCUGGAGGCAUCUGGGCGAGUUCGCCUGCGGGGGGCGCUGUUAUCCACGUACAUUCUGAGCAUCCUGAUCCGCACUGUGAUGGAGGUGAUCUUCAUCGUGGUCCAGUACAUGAUCUAUGGAGUCUUCCUCAGGGCUCUGUACCACUGCAAGGCCUGGCCCUGCCCCAACCCAGUCAACUGCUACAUGUCCCGCCCCACAGAAAAGAACGUAUUCAUCGUCUUCAUGCUGGUGGUGGCAGGUGUCUCCCUCCUCCUCUCUGUGGUCGAGCUCUACCACCUGGCCUACAGGCGGUACAGGAAGUGCAGACGCACUCGUGCCUCCCUCAAAAACACCACUCAUAAUGCUGUGGCAAUCCCCUUCACCAGGGACCCCGACAACCCGACCAGUCACAACUCCCCAGGCUGCACCCCUCCCCCUGACUUCCGCCAGUGCUUGGUGUUGUCGGGGACAAUGACCCCCUUGACCCCUGUGAACCCCAUGAACUCCAUGCCUUCUCACCCCUUCAACAACAGAAUGGCGCACCAGCAGAACUCCGUCAACAUGGCCACCGAGCGUCACCAUUCCCAUGACGACCUGGAGGGAGAGGGAGGUUUCCUGAGGAUGAACUACACCCAGGUGCCAGGGGAGAUGCCCAGCGGGUGCUCUGCGCCACCCUUACUGCAUACCACGUACCUGAAGGACAAACAGAGUCUCAGUAAGAUCAGCAGCACCAGCAGCCGGGUUCGACCAGACGACCUGGCCGUGUAGAACCAGACAGACGGAGAGAGAGAGACAGAGAGGGGCUUAGAAGGUGCGGAGGGAGCGGACAUUCAGACACACAGAGAGAGAAAGGCCCUGUUUAGAGGAGAGUGGAGCAGGCUGGGUCUAUAUACCCAGCCAGAGACAGAGGAGGGGAGCAGGCUGGGUCUAUAUACCCAGCCAGAGACAGAGAAGGGGAGCAGGCUGGGUCUAUAUACCCAGCCAGAGACAGAGAAGGGGAGCAGGCAAGGCAGACACUGGGGCUAAAGAUGGAUGUGUUAGCAAACUCCAAGUGAAGGGCUCCAUUCAGCCCAAAUCUGGGGGAACUGUGGAAGAUUGCCUGGCCUAGGACUGCAUGAGCACUAUAGGAAGAAAGACAUUGGGGUAUGUAAGCUCCCUGGGAGUGGGUUGAAUGGAUCUUGAGAACUUCUGCAUAUUGGACUGAGCUUUGAGACUGUGACUGUUGGUGCUGGGAGAACUGGUUGUUUUUGUUAGAGCAACAAGUGGCUGGCCAAGCUUGAAACAUGGACUUUCAUAACGUUGAUCAAAUAUUGACAUGGAAGCUAAAUAUAAAUAUACCUUUUAAAUCACUGUGUGGAAAAAGCCUUCAAAUAAAUAACAGAUAAUUGCAUUGUAUGUUUUUGAUGUUUUAAAGUACCUUUAAAGUCUGAGAAUAUUGUACUUUAAACUUGCACAUUCACUAUGCUAAAAAUGGUCCCACUGUCUGUCCAGCUGCCCAUUAUAAUAACACAAACAUUUACAAGCUUGCAAAUGUAAACACCCAUGCACAAAAACACACACAUGCACACACUGCUGUCACAGGAGGACAAAACCCUAUCCUCAGGGGUCUGACCAAACAGUGUUGCCCCGAUCCCUGGCAUCCAGUGACGGAGGCUAUUUGCAGCUGUCAUGUUGUUUGGAAAGUGAAAUUGUGACACACAUCCCUGCAAUGGAAUCCAUUGUGCAUUAUAUCACCUUCAAAUAUAGCAGGAGCAACUGUUUUCUCUGUGUUUAAUCCUGAUGGCAUACAAACAGAAACAUAGCACCAGCAUUAUCUUCCAGACAGAAGUCAGAACAAGGGACAGCUGUGCCAAAAUAAUUGAUUUCUCUCCAUUCAACAGACGCUUAGACCAAUAAUUACAGAGGGUUGUAUGCACUCAGGUACAAAUAAUGAAGAGCUAUGCAAAAGUGCCUACAAAAUGUGAAUCUGAAAAAUGUUCAAAGUCAAAGUCUUUUAGCUCUAUAUUAGAUGUGUGAACAUGUCCUGAUAUCAUUUAAAAGUGUGUUCAAGAGCCAUAUACAGUAUGUAUACAAAUAAUUUACCUUCAAUCGAGGCAAAAGUUUGAAAAGUUGAUCAUCCUUCAGUAUAUUUCAGCGUUUCUUUUUUUGUUAACCACUAGGUGGAGAAAUUUCCCCUUGAACCUUUAAAAUACAGUGUAGUUCAUUCAUUGUGACUGUGCAACUGUUGAUUGUCACAUUAGUAGCUAUCCACCUCUCUUCCAUAUCUUUUCAUCUUUGUUUAAAUGUGAUUUAUUUUUGUUUAACUGUGUGAGGCUGGUCAGAAAAUGACAUGUCUAGGCCUAUAGGCUAAUAGAGAAGGCAUAACCACAAUCUGUGAAGUUCUCAACUGAUUUUGCACUAGACUAGGCCUUGUGGGGUUUGGACUAUAAAGACCCCUUUGUAAUUACAUGAAUCAUAUUUUCUUUUUCUAUAGAGAGCAACAACCAGUAAUUUACAGUAAUAGUAUUUUGGAAUGCCAACAAACGGGUGACUGGUUGACGUUUCUCUGUGCACAUUUCAAUGUCAUUGUGUUUUUGUAAAGUCUGCAAUAAAACGAAUAUGUCAAAUAAA